Messenger RNA from Phymastichus coffea, 1307 nucleotides. Its product is annotated as lipid storage droplets surface-binding protein 2-like. Gene Ontology annotation, cellular component: lipid droplet; cytosol. Bases 136 to 993 code for a protein of 285 amino acids. The record is from RefSeq and is a predicted model, not a curated record. The transcript has 4 exons. NCBI's taxonomy places the organism in Eukaryota, Metazoa, Arthropoda, Insecta, Hymenoptera, Eulophidae. Gene Ontology annotation, biological process: positive regulation of triglyceride storage; lipid storage.
AGCGAUCAGCGGCUGUUGCUCAGUUAUUCAGAGUUCACUCAAGCAGACGUACUAGAACAUUUCAUGUGACAAGCAACAUCUAGGCUACUAAAAAAUUUGUGAAUAAUUGAUAGCAAGGAUCUUUAAAUCGUAACAAUGGCAGAUCAACCAACAAGCCCAUCGAAAGAGCAAUCAGGAUUACCGCAACUAGAGGUGCUGGACCGCGUGAAGAACAUACCAGUAGUGCAGUCGGGCAUCGAGAAGACCGGCUCGAUAUACUCGUACGUCAAGGACUCUCAUCACUUGAUCAAUUGGGCUCUCAACUAUGCAGAAGCUGGACUGCACUACGCCACGGCUACGGCUGUACCAUAUGCUACUCCAAUAGCCAAAAAGUUUGAGGGGUCCAUUAAUACCGUCGAUCAGAAGCUCUGUCAGGGUCUUGACAUUGUCGAGCAGAAAGUGCCGAUUGUUAAACAACCUCCUCAACAGAUUUACGAUGCUGCUAAAAACGUAAUGAACAGUUCGCUUCAACCGACAAUAGAGAAGCUUUUGGCAGCAAAAGAAUCUGCAACCACUCAGGCGCAACAAUUGAAAGAAACUAGUGUUAACAAAGCUAAUGAAAUUCUCAGUACUCAUUACGGAGCUCUAGCAGUACAAGGUGUCGAUAACACUAGUGUCCUCGUGAGUCGUCUACUGGAUCAUUAUUUUCCUCCUGUUGAAGGCGAAGAAGCUCAACCAGCUCCAGUCUCGGCUGACGAGAACAAAGUGUUACACGCUGUUCAAACUAUAGGUCAGUUGUCAACCAAAACCGCCAACAGAGUUUAUCAUUCCGUAGCUGCGCAAUUGAAGACUAUCAAGAAAGAAGACGUUGCAAAUUAUAUAUCUAGUGUUGUCUCUAUCCUUCACUUGACGAACUUCAUUAACUUGGGACAGGCUUCAGGAAACGGAGCAACUGGUUCAGCGACUGAAAAUGGUAGCUCUAACAGCGAAGCAAAAAACGAACCAAAAAACUAAUAACGCUAUAAUUUUACUUUAUAAAUUUUCUAUUUGUUUAGAAAAAAUACUAAAGAACAAAAAAAUUGUCAUCAAUUACCAUAUUACUCGUUUUUAUAUACUUUUAUAUUCGUUUAUAUCACUUUUUAUAAUUGUGCUGAGAGUCUUAUCUAAUCAAAUACUGUUAAAUUACAAAUGUGUGAUGGAGGCGACAACUUUAUUAAAAGUACGUGGGAUAUUUUUUAUGAAAAUUUUUUUAUAAAUAUAUCACCUUAAAAAUUUUUGUAAUUUAAUGUGAUUUUAAUGAAUAUAUUUCAUAAUAUUUAUAAUAAAUG